Messenger RNA from Acanthocheilonema viteae, 1299 nucleotides. The record is from the annotation of a GenBank genome assembly. Lineage: Eukaryota; Metazoa; Nematoda; Chromadorea; Rhabditida; Onchocercidae.
AUGGCAACUUCUAUUACUACAUUGGCUGAAGAAAUGCCUUUGGCACAUGUGGUUGAUAGUAAAUUUACGGAUAAAAUUUGCGCUCAAUGUAUGAUACCAGUAUGGGAAAGAGACAUUGAAGGAAAACUAAGUCGUUGUGCUCGCUGUAAAUUUACUCAUUAUUGUAGUAUGAAAUGUCAAAAGAAGGAUUGGCUUAUUCAUAAGAUAGAAUGCUCAUAUUUGUUACGUGUGGCGCCACGUAUUCCCGAAUCAAUGCCUCGAUUAAUAGGUCGGAUAAUUACGACAUUAAAACAUUGUGGUGAUAAAAAUCGUGCUUUUAAUGGACGUAAUUUUGCUUCCUUAAAAAGUCAUGUUGUUGAUAUCGAGAAAGAUGAGGAAAAAAGGAAUGGAUUUAUAUCCAUUGCAUAUGUCAUCAAAGAUUACCUUCCGUUAGGUGAGAUGCCAUCCAGCAGUGAAAUAUUCGAUAUUUUUUGUAAGAUUUUGAUUAACGCAUUGGUAAUCACAGAUUCCUGUUUGAAUAGAAUUGGUCUUGCUGUUUAUCUAGGACUUUCAGCUUUGGAUCACAGUUGUAAACCAGACGCAUUUAUUAUUUUCAGCGGUACGAAAGCAAUCUUGAGAUCCUUGAAUAAAAAUAUAACGGAGUACAGCGAUGACUUGCGCAUUCCGUACUGUGACUUGAUGGAUCUAAAGUCUACACGAUGUGAAACUUUGCAAAAUCAACACAAUUUUGUAUGCAAUUGUGAAGAUCGACAGAAAUGUUCUUUACGGUGUAGCAAAUGCAAAGAUGGCUUCUGUCCAUAUAGUGCUGAAGAUGAUCAUACAGAAAUACGAUGUAAAGUUUGUGAUGAAAUAUCCAUUUUUAAUAUUGAUCACUUGCAAAAACUACAUCAACAACUGAAAGCUAGUGGAUCAACAGAGAAGAGCCUAAAUGAGCUAAUAGAUUCAUAUCACGAAUUUGAAAAGGUUUUCUCACCAUAUAACGUUCCACUUUGUAAAUUUGCCGAAAAUAUUAUGAUCUUAGCGCUGAAUAAUGAAAAAUACGAUAAAGCAGUCGAGUUUGCCGAAAAAACUCUCCUUUGUUACAGGACAUAUUAUCCAAAAGGUCAUCCUUUGCCCUCAGUGCGCAUGUUUGAAUAUGCUAAGUUGUUGAUGCUACAACACAAUCAGAACUCCCUUCCUAUGUUGCGAAAGGCUUUUAAAAUGAUAUGCGAAAGCUACGGUUCUGAUACUAGUUUUGCAUUUCAUACUGCCAGAUUAUUAAAUGACUUGGAAAAAAGUAUAACUGCUGCUUCGCCGUAA